This is a messenger RNA of Zophobas morio, 2360 nucleotides long. It is a transcript of the gene Sas-4, whose product is annotated as Spindle assembly abnormal 4. Bases 80 to 2281 code for a protein of 733 amino acids. Gene Ontology annotation, molecular function: tubulin binding. The record is from RefSeq and is a predicted model, not a curated record. The transcript is spliced from 7 exons. Lineage: Eukaryota; Metazoa; Arthropoda; Insecta; Coleoptera; Tenebrionidae. Gene Ontology annotation, biological process: centriole elongation; cilium assembly. Gene Ontology annotation, cellular component: centrosome; centriole.
ACACUUCAAUCAAAUUCAAACCUCCAACGAACCUAACCUCAAACCCCAAGUGCCAAACUCAUGAAAAACCCCACAAAAAAUGUCGCUAUCGCCCUCCGACAUCCUCCAGCGCCUCAAACAGCUAAAACUGUGGCAAGAAAGCCAAGACGAACUCCUCAAAAAAACAAAGAACUUAAUCGACACCAGCACGGCUUCGGACUACCAAACCAUAGAAGGCCUCUCAGACUUUGACUCGACGCUAAACCAGUCACUAAAGACCCCCGUAAACGUGGAAUCGCAGGUAAUUUCACCCAGUAAGACCUUCAACGAGCUGUUGGAAGAAAAACUAGCCCAGGAUCCGGGCCCUGAGAAGGCAAUACCCGCAAUAAAGCGACCCUUUUUGAAAAAGGGGGCCGGACUGGAGAGGUUUAAAAUAAAGCCGCGGCCGCAAAAGACAGUCAAACCGGUCAAGGCGAGCAAGAAAGUGGCGACAAGUGUGACGCCUCUGAGGGCCCCGGAUUUGGCGAUUAAGCCGAAAGCGACGUGGACUAGAGCUGAUGAAAGUAGUGAACACGUGAAGAAGAUUAACUCGCAGUUGAAUAAAUCUGAGGGACCCAGUGACCAAACGUUGUAUGAAAAACAACUAGAGAAAGAAUUGUUGAUUUUUGAAGCCUUGGAACAACGAGCGGAAGAUAGUAGUUUCUGUUCAACGAAUUCAAGUGUGGUUCGGAUUUUAUCAAGCACCCCUAGUAAAAUUCAAGCUAAGAUUCAGGCCACUAUUCCGGAAGAAAAGAGGGUACAUUGGGAAACCCAGGACACUCAGAGUGAAGACGAAAUUAUUGAAACAACCCUCGACAAGCGGGACAUUGCUGAAAUUUUGCUGCGCUUGAAGGGGCUUACGGAAAGCGCCAAACCCCAAGUACCAUCCAUAAUUGACGCCUCUGACGACGAAAAAUGGUCCUCAAUUGAACCCUCAAGCGACAACACCUCCAUCUCCUCCACAGACCUAGAAGCAACCCUAAGAACCUCCAAGUGCGACAUCGGCGUCGGUACCGACAACCAAAAUUGUGCAAUAUGCGGCGACAAGCUCCAAAAAACCAUCACCGACUACGAAACCAAAAUCCGCGAAGUCAUCCAAGACAAAAACACAAUCUGCGAAAUCAAAAAACAGCUCGAGCAACGAGAAAAAGACUUCCUAAAAAAGAAGCGCGACUUCGAAGACGAAAAACAAGACCUCGUUUACGAACUCGAAGCCGAAAAAAAGAAACUCCUAAAAGAGAAACAAGUUUUCCAAACCUACAUGAAGGAGUCCCAAAACCGCCCCAACAAAAAAGAGCGACAAGAAAUAAGCAACUUGAAGCAGGAAGUGGCCGACUUGACUGAAACCCUCAAACUCAAAGAGUCCAAGAACGGGAUGACGCAAGCGCGCCUGCGAAACCAAAUCAAACAACUGGAGAAAGAAAACGCGAACUUGAAAGACGAAGUCGAGAAGUUAACCAAAGAAAACGCGAAGCUUUCAGCGAGUCAGAAAAUGACUAGAAAGUCCUCGGAUUCGAAAAUUUUGCACGAAAUUAACAAAAACAUCUCGAAGUUGGCGAAAACUUCGAAAAAAACGGAAAUUGCGUCAAAGAACAACUCGUUGGACACUGAAGACUCGUUUUUUGAAAUGGAAACGAAUCGGGAGUUGGAAAUGCAGUACGAAAACACGUUCAGGAAUCAAGUGACUCGGGACGUGUCAAAAGCGGCGGUUUCAGGGAAAAGUCAACACACUUUGGACGACGGGAGCAAACAAAUAAAGUACUCUAAUGGGAAUUUAAAAACGGUUUCGCCUGAUGGUAACUUCAUUACUGUCCAGUAUUUCAAUGGGGAUAAACAAGAAACUAAUUUGCUUGAUGGGACUGUGAAAUAUUUUUUCGCCGGAAAAGGGAUCUGUCAAACUACUUAUCCCGACGGUGUGGAAAUGGUGGAAUUUCCCGAAGGAAUCCUGGAAAAACGGUACCCCGACGGUAAGUCCGAAAUUACUCUACCAGAUGGCGUCACUCAAACGACAUUUCGAGAUGGUACCCAAGAAACGAAAUACACCGAUGGGUCAGUUGUAAAAAUCAACACCAGCGGCGACAAAACCCUACUUUUACCCAACGGACAAAAAGAAAUCGAAACCAAAGAGUUCAAGAGACGCGAAUACCCCGAUGGUACUGUCAAAAUCCUCUACCCAGAUGGUACCCAAGAAACUAAAUACGCAAACGGACGCAUCAGGAUUAAAGACGGGAAUGGUACUCUUAUAGUGGACACCCAAUCUUGACCAUUGUUCAAUUUUAUUUAUUUUAUACUAAAACUUAACCUAUUUUUGAUAAUGGAGCCUUUGAAUGGCGUCCAAAGCC